AUUGGUAUAGUGCCGUUCCAAUUCCCCCUUUACAUUUUGGAUUUUGAUCGCACUCGUACAUGGCAUUGCCAAAAGCGCGGGCUUCUCCGUCCUAAAGCGCGCGCGCGCGAACGCGCUCGGGAGUCCAUGCGUACUCUCUCUCCUCCGUCUUGUCUUCCUCCUUAAAAGGAGUUCCGCCGGGGAAAACGACGGGGGCCGGAUGGAAAUGGCGCCGCCGAAGACCCUCCUCGAUCUCUUCCAGCGGCCGUCGAAGCGUCUCAGAGCCUCCUCCCCCUCCUCUUCCCCGGCCGUCGCCAAGUCCCUCUCCGCCGCCCCCGACGGCGGCGACGGAACGACCUCCUCCUCCUCCUCCUCCGAUCUCACGCCCGCUCAGAAGUCCCGCAUCGAGCUCAACAAACUCCUCGCCAAGUCUCGCCGCAACCUCAAAAUCUGCUCCGACCGAAUCUCCCGCUCCAAAGCUGAAGGCGCGGGCUAUGUGAAGCUGGAGGAGCUGUUGGUGGAGGAGACAUGGCUCAAGGCGCUUCCGGGGAGCUAGAAGCCGUAUGCGAAGAAUCUGUGCAAGUUUCUCCAAGCCGAGGCGUCUUCCGCUGCUGGCGAUGUCAAGGGUCAUGUUAUAUAUCCGCCUCAGCAUCUGAUCUUUAAUGCUCUGAACUCGACCUCAUUCGACAGAGUGAAAGCCGUGAUUCUCGGGCAGGACCCUUACCAUGGACCCGGUCAGGCCAUGGGACUUGCCUUCUCUGUCCCCGAGGGCAUUAAGCUCCCCUCGAGUCUUGCCAACAUUUUUAAGGAGCUGAAACAAGAUCUCGGCUGCUCCAUUCCUUCUCAUGGGAAUCUCGAGAGAUGGUCCACCCAGGGUGUUUUAUUGCUCAAUGCUGUUCUCACUGUCAGAAGUCAUCAAGCCAACUCGCAUGCAAAGAAAGGAUGGGAGCAAUUUACUGAUGCUGUUAUUAAAACAAUUUCUAAUGAGAAGAAAGGAGUAGUUUUUCUGCUCUGGGGAAAUUCUGCUCAAGAGAAAAGAAGAUUGAUUGAUGAGACAAAACAUCACAUACUGAAAGCAGCACAUCCUUCUGGUUUGUCUGCAAACCGAGGCUUUUUUGGCUGCAGGCAUUUUUCUCGCACGAACCAGAUUCUGGAGAACAUGGGACUCGAUCCCAUAGACUGGCAAUUAUGAAAGGGAGAUGGGCUUGGAGUGAUGUCCUUUUUUGCGAGUGAUUGUUAUUUUCUGGUGUUAGCUUCACAUGCCAUAUAGAGAGGGCACUUUUUUGACACAGCUGCUGGUUUGCCCUCUUAAUUUAUAUUCCGGGUAGAUUUGUAUGUAUGUAGAAACUAGAAAAGCCUGGGAAGGAACAAGUCUGUUAUUGCUGCCAGAACAGCUCAUUUUGCUGAUGUUCAACAUCAUGUGAAAAUUUAUGGCCAAGAAAAAGCGAUUUGCCACGGGAA
Eucalyptus grandis is the source of this 1440-nucleotide messenger RNA. Its product is annotated as uracil-DNA glycosylase, mitochondrial. Gene Ontology annotation, molecular function: uracil DNA N-glycosylase activity. The record is from RefSeq and is a predicted model, not a curated record. NCBI's taxonomy places the organism in Eukaryota, Viridiplantae, Streptophyta, Magnoliopsida, Myrtales, Myrtaceae. Gene Ontology annotation, cellular component: mitochondrion; nucleus. Gene Ontology annotation, biological process: base-excision repair, AP site formation via deaminated base removal; base-excision repair.